AUGGAGCCACUCAAACAUGACUCCAAGAUCAUCAUAGUUGGAGCAGGUGUCUUCGGUCUGUCCACAACACUUUAUCUUCUCAAGCGUGGGUAUACGAAUAUUCACAUCUUCGACCGCCAGCCCUUCCAUCAGAAUCACUACGCAGAGUCUUUAGGCGCUCAUGGAGCAAGCUGUGACAUCAACAAGAUUGUGCGGGCAUCUUAUGGCGGCAGACAAUUAUACCAAGACCUGGCCUUCAAAGCAAUGCCCGAAUGGAAACAAUGGAAUGAAGAGUUAGCUGCAACUCCUCCAUCCGAACUCCCUGCAGCCCUCUCCCCAAACGUCAAGCUUUGGCAUAACUGUGGGUUUCUACGUCUGAGCUCAGAUGGUCUCGACGAAGAAGAGCAAACGACCCAGAGCCAUUUCCCAGCCGACAUCAAGCACACGCAAUAUCGUUUCUCGGAUCCCAGUCGCAGAGAAGAUGCUCGCAAGGCGGGCAUUCCAGCUUCCAAGAUUGAUCCCUUCGGCCAUUUAAAGCGUCAACUACCCACAGAUGGCGUCUUGGAUAUGACCGCAGGCUUCGUACUCGCCAGUCAAGCGUGCACAUGGGCAUUGCAUCUCUGCAUGAAAUCUGGGCAUGUCGAAACGCAUUUCGGUUCCAAUAACGCCCUGUUAUCCCUCAUGAAGGACGGCAAUCGUGUGAACGGAAUCGUGACUGUAGAACAGGAGGCUCACUCCGCAGAUCUAGUGUUCAUAGCUUGCGGUGGAUGGACACCUUCCAUAUUACCAUCUACCGAUCAGCUCCUCGAAACAACAGCUGGUAGCGUCCUCAGCAUCCAGCUGCCAGAAGAUAGACUCGACCUUUGGGAGAAGUACUCCCCAGAGAACUUUCCAGUCUGGAGCUGGAACACAAACAACUACAAGCCAAACUCAAACAUAGGCGGCAUAUACGGCCUCCCCGCCACACCCACAGGCGAAAUCAAAAUCGCCUUCCGCGGAGCAAAAUGGACUUCUUACACGCACCGCACGAAAUCUCAUCAUCCCCUCUCCUAUCCAAAUCCAGACCUCCAUCGCAUUCCCGCGGAAGCCAUGCGAGUUCUCAGAGCAUUCUGCGAGUCCAACAUGCCCGAUCUCCUCUCCCUAGACCUAUCAAACAUCAGAUUGUGUUGGUACACGGACAGCGUAGACAAUUCCUUCUUGAUAGACCACGUUCCCAACACUCCAGGUCUGGUUGUAGCGAGCGGAGGUUCCGGUCAUGGCUUCAAAUUCCUUCCAGUCCUUGGAGAGCACACUGUCGAUGUGAUUGAGAAGCGAGAAACGCCUUACACUAGACUUUUCAAGUGGAGACCGAUGCCCCAAGGAAAGAGGAACGGGCUUGAAGAAGGCCCACAAGGCUGGCGGAACCUGUCCAAACAAAAACUGACGGGAAACGAGCAGUGGAGGCGGCGCGACCAGGCGACAGCCAAGCUGUAA
Messenger RNA from Ramularia collo-cygni, 1452 nucleotides. Its product is annotated as related to FAD-dependent oxidoreductase. Gene Ontology annotation, molecular function: flavin adenine dinucleotide binding; sarcosine oxidase activity. The transcript has 2 exons. The coding region runs from base 1 to 1452 and encodes 483 amino acids. The record is from RefSeq and is a predicted model, not a curated record. Lineage: Eukaryota; Fungi; Ascomycota; Dothideomycetes; Mycosphaerellales; Mycosphaerellaceae.